GAGGGCUGAGGGUCUCGGCGGCCCGCGGAGCCUCCCACCCGCGUCCAUAAGGCUUUGCCUUUCCAACUUCAGCUACAGUGUUAGCUAAGUUCGGAAGGAAGACAACGAGGAGACCCGGGCAGUUUCUCUUUUGCCGUUUGCCAUAGCCGUCGCUGGGGUCCGUCCGGACGAGGCUGUUGGGUUUGCAGCGGUGCCAUCUCCAGUCCCUGGCGCUCGGGUUGGCGAGCACCUCGGCGAGGGCCGAAGCGGCGACGACCGGCAGCAGAAAGCGAGAAAACCAGAUCGCCCGGUGUCAUGAGCAGGGCGGGCGAGCAGAGCCGCCGGGGAGGAUGCUACGGAUCCUUUGCAAACUACCUGACCUCGGCCAAAUUCCUUCUCUACCUUAGUCAUUCUCUCUCCACUUGGGGGGAUCGCAUGUGGCACUUUGCCGUGUCUGUGUUUCUAGUAGAGCUCUAUGGAAACAGCCUCCUCUUGACCGCAGUCUAUGGGCUGGUGGUGGCAGGGUCUGUUCUGGUCCUGGGAGCCAUCAUUGGUGACUGGGUGGAUAAGAAUUCCAGGCUUAAAGUGGCCCAGACUUCCCUGGUGGUACAGAAUGUUUCAGUCAUCCUGUGUGGGAUCAUCCUGAUGAUGGUUUUCUUACAUAAAAAUGAGCUUCUGACCAUGUACCAUGGAUGGGUCCUUACUUCCUGCUAUAUCCUGAUCAUCACUAUUGCAAACAUUGCAAACUUAGCCAGUACUGCUACGGCGAUUACCAUCCAGAGGGACUGGAUCGUUGUCGUUGCAGGAGAGGACAGAAGCAAAUUAGCAGAUAUGAAUGCUACCAUACGAAGGAUUGACCAGCUAACCAACAUCUUGGCCCCCAUGGCUGUGGGUCAGAUUAUGACAUUUGGGUCCCCAGUCAUUGGCUGCGGCUUCAUCUCGGGAUGGAAUUUGGUGUCCAUGUGUGUGGAGUACUUUCUGCUCUGGAAGGUCUACCAGAAAACCCCUGCCCUGGCUGUGAAAGCUGCUUUUAAAGGAGAAGAAGCUGAAAUGAAACAGCUGAAUGUACACAAAGAUACUGAGCCAAAACCCCUGGAGGGAACUCAUCUCAUGGGUGAGAAAGAACCCAACAUCCGUGAACUUGAACACAAGCAAGAGCCCAGCUGCUCUUCCCAGAUGGCAGAGCCCUUCCGCACCUUCCGAGACGGAUGGGUCUCCUACUACAACCAGCCAGUGUUCCUGGCUGGCAUGGGUCUUGCCUUCCUUUAUAUGACUGUCCUGGGCUUUGACUGCAUUACCACAGGCUACGCCUAUACUCAGGGGCUGAGCGGUUCCAUCCUCAGCAUCUUGAUGGGCGCAUCAGCUAUCACCGGAAUAAUGGGGACUGUGGCUUUUACCUGGCUGCGUCGAAAGUAUGGGCUGGUUCGGACUGGUCUGAUCUCAGGAUGGGCCCAGCUCUCCUGUUUGAUCUUGUGUGUAAUCUCUGUAUUCAUGCCUGGAAGUCCCUUGGACUUGUCUGUUUCUCCUUUUGAAGAUACUCGUUCCAGGUUCUUCCAAGGAGAACCAGUGUCCACAACCACCAGAAUACCUGAAACCACCUUCACCACUGAAACGCACCACAUGUCCAACGGGUCUCGUACUGGUGAUGCGAUCCUGGAGAUGAGCACCAAGCCCGUGCCCAUAAUCUCCGUCAGCCUGCUCUUUGCAGGCGUCAUUGCUGCUAGAGUCGGUCUUUGGGCCUUUGAUUUAAGUGUGACACAGUUGCUGCAAGAGAACGUGAUUGAGUCUGAGAGAGGCAUUGUGAACGGUGUACAGAACUCCAUGAACUACCUUCUCGACCUUCUGCACUUCCUCAUGGUCCUCCUGGCUCCGAACCCUGAAGCUUUUGGCUUGCUCGUCCUGAUUUCAGUCUCCUUUGUGGCGAUGGGCCACACUAUGUAUUUCCGAUUUGCCCACAAAACUCUAGGCAGCCAGGUCUUUGUUUGUGGUUCUCAGGAAAAAGAAGUUUCAAAUGAAAAUCAAACCAAUACAUCUGAUGUGUAAGACAGUUUAACUGUUGCUUCCCUGUUACCAGAUUAUAUCGAGCACAUGUGCUUAUUUUGUACUUCAAGAUUCAGUAAAUGCCUGGGUGUUUCUCUCUGGUUUUUCCACAGCUAUGCCUUGAGGGGCUAAGAGCUAUUUAAGGAAAUCUAAAUCAGCAAACAUGAGCUGGUUAAUUUCUCUUACUUUAGGUAUGGAAAAAAAAAAGCAAAUGUUUAAGUAUAGGGAGACCAUCAGUGAAUUUUCCUGUUCUUUGGAGUGGAUGAAGUUUUCCAUUAAACAGUGGUUAAUGUUAUUGUUUGGCAGAUAUUUUAUCUGUACUAGAAUUUGGCUAAGUCACUUUUCCCUAAAGCUCACUCUUGUUCAAACCUGGCUAAUUUACUUGUUUUGAUGUUUUAAAUAUCAAUUAUAAAAAAACAAGUUCUCCAAGUAUGAAGAUUACUGUUUGAUAACCAGUAUUAUCCUUAUUGAUCCUAUUGGUCUUAAGUGAUUUGACAUAUAGAAAAAUGAAAUGCUUAGUUAGAAUUCUCUGAUAACAUUUAUGGUUUAACUUUAGAGAGCACUUUUGUAUUUUUAUUAUCAAAUAAACAAAAUACUGUAUUAUACAUAUGUAGCUCUUCAUAAAAUGGCUAUCAUGUAAGCUACCAGCAGAAGCAAAGCUCUGAAGCAGAUUUCUAAAGCAGUGAAUGUGGGGGGGGUUUCAUGUAAGUAGUUUGGCCGUAGAAACUGGAGGCUGCAAGCUUACACGCGUGAGUGAGAUCCUGAUUUAGCCACACCACAGUCGUUCCUUGCUGUCUCUCAGACUACGAGAGAGUGGGUCUUCAACCUGGCACAUUACAAAGGUAGCCAGCGCUUGGGAAGGUUUUGUUCUAGAAAUCAUUUGAAUUACUUUUAACACACUCGGGUAGAACGUUUUUGCUUUUACUGUUUUAUGCCCAGAUGUUAUCUUUCCAUUGUUCUAGAGCAGGGAUUGUGGAAGAGUUUCCCUUUUAAAUCUCAUUGAAAAGAAUAGACCAAAAGACUUUGGACCUGUUUUAAAAAACUGUUUUACAAGUCUGCUCACAACAUGCCCGUAGCAGCAAAGUACCUUGCCUUAACCUUUCAAGCACUUUCAUGGAGACUGCAAUACAUUGUUAUGUGCACUUUCUUUAUCCUUGAGGUUUAUUCUUUCUAUUCAUCUUUCUACAGUAUGAUGUAAUGAGUUUCU
This is a messenger RNA of Fukomys damarensis (Damara mole-rat), 3226 nucleotides long. It is a transcript of the gene Slc40a1, whose product is annotated as solute carrier family 40 member 1. The record is from RefSeq and is a predicted model, not a curated record. Lineage: Eukaryota; Metazoa; Chordata; Mammalia; Rodentia; Bathyergidae. Gene Ontology annotation, cellular component: basolateral plasma membrane. Gene Ontology annotation, biological process: iron ion transmembrane transport. Gene Ontology annotation, molecular function: iron ion transmembrane transporter activity; peptide hormone binding. The transcript has 8 exons. The coding region runs from base 295 to 2022 and encodes 575 amino acids.